AUGGCAGUGAACAUAUAUUCAACAUCAGUCACCAGUGAUAACCUAAGUCGAUAUGACAUGCUGGCCUGGAUCAAUGAGUCUCUGCAGCUGAAUCUGACGAAGAUCGAACAGUUGUGCUCAGGGGCUGCCUACUGUCAGUUUAUGGGCAUGCUGUUCCCUGGCUCCAUUGCCUUGAAGAAAGUGAAAUUCCAGGCUAAGCUAGAACAUGAAUACAUCCAGAACUUCAAAAUACUACAAGCAGGUUUUAAGAGAAUGGGUGUUGACAAAAUAAUUCCUAUGGACAAAUUAGUAAAAGGAAAGUUUCAGGACAAUUUUGAAUUCGUUCAGUGGUUCAAGAAGUUUUUUGAUGCAAAGUAUGAUGGAAAAGACUGGGACCCCAUAGCUGCCAGACAAGGUCAAGAAUCUGCAGUGGCUCCCUCCCUUGUUGCUCCAGCUCUGAACAAACCGAAGAAACCUGUCAGCUCUAGCAGCGCAGCUCCACAGAGGCCCAUUGCAACACAGAGAACUACUGCAACCAAGGCUGGCCCGGGUGUGGUGCGAAAGAAUCCUGGUGUGGGCAACGGGCAUGAUAAAGCCGCUGAAUUGAUGCAGCAGGUCAACGUAUUGAAACUUACCGUCGAAGACUUGGAGGAAGAGAGAUUUCUACUUUGGAAAGCUAAGGAAAGCAAAUCAAUUGAAUUGAUUUGCCAGGAGAACGAGGGGGAAAACCCGGUAUUGCAGAGGAUCGUGGACAUUCUGUAUGCCACAGAUGAAGGCUUUGUGAUACCUGAUGAAGGGGGCCCACAGGAGGAGCAAGAAGAGUAUUAA
Neomonachus schauinslandi (Hawaiian monk seal) is the source of this 807-nucleotide messenger RNA. RefSeq names its product microtubule-associated protein RP/EB family member 1-like. The coding region runs from base 1 to 807 and encodes 268 amino acids. Gene Ontology annotation, molecular function: microtubule plus-end binding. The transcript has a single exon. Gene Ontology annotation, biological process: protein localization to microtubule plus-end; regulation of microtubule polymerization or depolymerization; spindle assembly. NCBI's taxonomy places the organism in Eukaryota, Metazoa, Chordata, Mammalia, Carnivora, Phocidae. Gene Ontology annotation, cellular component: microtubule plus-end; microtubule organizing center; cytoplasmic microtubule. The record is from RefSeq and is a predicted model, not a curated record.